AUGAGCGCCAACAAAGAUGGGAAAUCAACGUCUCAUCUCAUGGCUGGGUUCAUUGGUGGAUUGACAUCCGCGGUGACUCUCCAACCUUUUGAUUUAUUGAAAACUAGGGUUCAACAAUCACAGACCAAUUCACAAUUACAAUCUUCUAGCAGUAAAGUGGCUGCGAAGUCGCUCCGAACAAUCAUCAAAGAAAUGCCAUCAUUACGCAACCUAUGGACCGGAACCCUUCCAUCGGUCCUUCGGACAUCCAUCGGAAGCUCAUUGUAUUUGACCAGUUUGAAUAUUUCACGAAACUAUUUGGCCGAAAGAAAAGCAGCCAAUCUUUCUGAUUCCAGGGAUUUGAAGAGUUCUACAUCCAAACUUCCCAAGCUUGCAAUGUAUGAAAAUUUAAUUAGCGGCGCGGCGAUGCGAAGUCUAGUUGGGAUCCUUACCAUGCCUAUCACCGUUAUCAAAACUCGGUACGAAUCCAGUCUUUAUAACUAUACAUCUUUGAACCAAGCUGCCCGUGAUAUUUUCCGUGACCAUCGUUUCAAAGGGUUCUUUUUGGGUUGCGGGUCAACGAUUGUGCGAGAUGCCCCAUAUGCCGGAUUAUAUGUCUUGAUGUAUGAACAAUUGAAAGUGAUGAUACCGAAGGCCCUAAAAAUUGAUGAGGGCUCUCAAGAAAAUAAACCCAAUGGCACCAUGAAAGGGAAUCAAGGUAUUGAUUAUUACUCGAUUAUGGUAAACUCAAUGUCAGCGAUGACUGCUGCAUCGACAGCAACCCUCAUCACCACUCCAUUCGAUACCAUAAAAACUAGAAUCCAGAUCGAACCUCAAUAUUAUAGAAACUUCUUCCAUGCCAGCAAAUUGAUCUUGACCCAGGAAGGGGUAUUGGUGUUAUUCCGAGGAGCUGGUUUGAGAUUGGUGAGAAAAACCUUGAGCGCAGGAAUUGCUUGGGGAGUUUACGAGGAAUUAUUAAAGUUUUUCUGA
Messenger RNA from Saccharomycopsis crataegensis, 969 nucleotides. RefSeq names its product Hem25p (gene HEM25). Gene Ontology annotation, molecular function: glycine transmembrane transporter activity. The record is from RefSeq and is a predicted model, not a curated record. Gene Ontology annotation, biological process: glycine import into mitochondrion. The coding region runs from base 1 to 969 and encodes 322 amino acids. Gene Ontology annotation, cellular component: mitochondrion; mitochondrial inner membrane. The transcript has a single exon. Lineage: Eukaryota; Fungi; Ascomycota; Saccharomycetes; Ascoideales; Saccharomycopsidaceae.